AACAGAAUAUCUGAUCACCACAGAUCAGUUUAAUCUAUGUCUGUGUCUAUGUGUCUACCCAACUUGGACCUCAUGGAGCAAACUGGUGUAUCACAGCAUAAAACCACCUACCUCAUUUCCCUAACCUUGGUGAAGGUGGAGACUACUGAGGAUCAUGGGAUGGAAAAGGCCAAGCAAAGUGUGGAGGGGGCCACAACUCAGGCUGGAGGAAAACAACUAUCCCCGAAUGCAGACGCAAGCAACAGGGAUCUGAAACAACAGAAACAAGAGGAUGUCACUGAACCAGAAGCAAAGAAAGGUACCCAGCUCAAAACAGAACAGGAAAUACUUCCAAGCCCCAGGGACCAUAAAGCACUUUUUACAGAUGGUGCACAACCCAGUGACAGGCAAAAAUCAAUAACCUCAUCCACUGCAGAAAACGGUGGGGCAAGAGAAGCCACAGGAGCAUCUCAAACAUCUAUAUCCCAGGAUGUAGCAGAACCAACCCAACCCCCCGCCACAAGUGAUGGUGUAGGACGUAUUAACAAGCGGCCUGUUUCCCUUCUAAAGACACACAGUGGUGCCCUCGGUAAUCGUGAACUACGGGAGGCCAGAGACAGCAUCCAUGCUUCCUCUAAGAGCCUGGAUCGUAAGGACAGCAGGACCAGGAUCCAGUCCCCUGCCAGCCCUGCUCCCAGCACAUUUAGAGCCUCCUGGGCUGUGUGUGAGGCCAAACCCAAUCAGGAAGAUCAGAAAGGAGGCACUAGGGUUAAAAUGUCUACGGAAGCUGUGAUAUCCAUGCGGACCCAAAGCCCAAGAGCAGAGAGACUGAAGUCAGGGUCUACAUCUCUUCCAGCUCCUGGCACUGUGGUCUCCAAGCCCCAGCGCAAAGGGAAGAGUCGUACCCUGGACAACAGUGACCUGAACUGCCUGUCCGAGGACCUUCUGAAAGGAAAAGGUGGUCAAAUGACAUCAGACAUCAGGACAGGUCAGUUGCAAGGGACCUCGACCCGUGACCGCAAAAUGCUCAGAUUUAUUAGUGGCAUUUUUACCAAGAGCACUCAAGUCCCAUCCAGCGCUGGUAUGGUACCCCAAGUUCCUAGCUCCUCACAGAGAGAAUCCAGUGAGGAUGAAGCUUCCUUUGCUAACAGUCAGGAAUGGACCUUAAAUCGUUCCAUACCAGAGCUGAGACUGGGGGUGCUGGGUAGCGUGCGAAGUGGAAAAUCUGCCCUGGUAAACAGGUUUAUCACAGGAAGUUAUCUUCCCCUUGAGUCACAUGAAGGUGGGAGAUAUAAAAAAGAGGUGUUGGUUGAUGGUCAGAGUCACUUGUUACUGAUUCGAGAGGAAUCCAGCCUUCCCACUGCACAGUUUAGCAACUGGGUAGAUGCAGUUAUCAUGGUGUUUAGCCUGGAAAACGAAGCCAGCUUCCAAGAUGUGUAUAAGAACUUCAGUGAACUGGGAGCCCACCGCAACACUGCAGACAUCCCGCUCAUAGUAGUGGGCACACAAGAUAAGAUUAGCAGCACUAACGUUCGUGUUAUUGAGGAUAAGCGGGUACAACAGCUUUGUUCAGAUGUCCGACGCUGUACCUAUUAUGAGACCUGUGCCACCUAUGGACUGAAUGUGGACCGAGUCUUCACUGAAGUGUGCCAGAAGAUAGUAGCAGGUAAGAAGCAAGCCAGCCUUCUAGCAUCCUGCAAGUCCCUACCCAACUCCCCCAGUCACUCUGGAGCCUCCACGCCUGUGUCUGCUCCAUUAUUGGGACAGGCCAGUAAUGGGGGUCAGACUAGUGAUUAUUCCUCCUCUUUGCCCUCCACCCCUGUGAUAAGUCACAGAGACAUACGUGGAGUGGCAGGAGGAGAGGGAGGCUCUCAGCGAAAUUUACCACGCCGCCGGACCUCCUUGUUCACGAACCGUCGUGGGAGCGAUAGUGAGAGGAAAACUCCGGACAGCAGAGCUGAUGUAGGAGGCAGCAAAACAGUUAUCAUCAGACAGGGCACAUUAUGGAAGCGCAGUGAACGCUCUCUGAACAAGGAGUGGAAGAAGAAGCUUGUCACACUCACCAACAAUGGCAUUCUGACGUAUCAUUCAAACAUCAAUGAAUAUAGGCAGAACACCCAUGGUAAGGAGAUGGACCUGCUGCGCGUAACUGUGAAAGUACCAGGAAAGCGUUUGCACAGGGCAGUGCCCCCAACUGGCCCUGCACCUGCCUCUACUCCUGCCCCUGGGGUCAAUGGCCUUGCAAAAGACAAACCAGUAUCUGAAGGGGGAACCUCAUCAGUUCUUCUGACUGUUGAUGAGGCAGCUAGUUCUGUAGUGCCAUCUCAAGAUGAACAAAAAAUCAAACGCUGUCCUUCCUCUGUGUCCAAUAAGGCAGUAUGCAUGGAAUCAAGCAUUGAGGCGCUUACAAGCCCUUCUCUGUUAAAAGACCUCACUCCAUCGUCCCCCAUGAGCGACAGGAAGAAGACCAAGAGGAAGAAAAGUAUGAAUGUCAAAGGAGAUGCUGCAGCCAGCCAGGCUGAUGAGGAGGAGAACGCAGACUUUAUCAUCAUAUCAAGCACAGGACAGAGCUGGCACUUUGACACCCAGAAUCAGGAGGAAAGGGAUGCCUGGGUGCAAGCCAUUGAGAGUCAAAUCCUAGCUUCUCUGCAACUGUGUGAAAGUAGAAAUAAGACUCGGAGAAGCAGCCAGAGUGAAGCUGUGGCACUACAAGCCAUUCGCAACGCCAAAGGAAAUGAUCUGUGUGUGGACUGUGAUGCACCACAUCCCACCUGGGCAAGUCUAAAUUUGGGAGCACUGAUUUGUAUUGAGUGCUCAGGAAUUCACAGGAACCUCGGGACACACUUGUCCCGAGUCCGUUCGUUGGACCUGGAUGACUGGCCUAGUGAGCUCACCAAGGUGCUAAUGGCAAUAGGCAACCCCAUGGCCAACAGCAUUUGGGAAAAAUGUACACAAGGGCGCCAAAAGCCAACGCCUGAGGCGACAAGAGAGCAGAGGGAGUCUUGGAUCCGGGCUAAAUAUGAGCAGAAGGUGUUUGUGGCACCCUUGCCAACUCAGGACGAGAGCCCAGGUGAGGUGACAUCAUCACAGCUCCUCAGUGCCGUCACCAACAAAGAUCUUCCCAGGCUCCUGCUGCUCUUGGCCCACAGCACCAAGGAGCAGCUCAAUGUUCCACUGCAGUCUCAGAGCCCCUUACACGCAGCCUGCCAGUUUGGAGAUGUGGUCAUGACUCAGCUCCUAGUCUGGUAUGGAAGUGAUGUGAAAGCAAAGAAUCCUCAAGGCCAAACAGCUUUAACGCUGGCACAACAAGCUGGGAGCCAAGAGUGUGUAGAUAUCCUUCGCCAACAUGGGUGCCCCAACGAAACCUCACCCACUGCGCCCACUCCCAUUCUCUCACGCAAAAGUAGCAUCACAAGUCUUGGACGGAACAAUUCCAGGAGAAGGGUCACAUAACUUUUAAAGACUUCAUGGACAGACAAAGAUUCUUCCUUUCUGGGGGAAAAAAAGAACAGUUUUUAUUUCAUUUUGUUAAAAAGCUAUGUACGUCUCUCUCUAUGGAUGUUCUGCUCUGUCCUCAUUCAUAAACGUCCAUUUAGAUUCCUCAGAGAAGGCAAAAAACGUACUUGUCAAUGUAUGAAAUCAAAUAAAUUAAAAUAUCAAGCCAGCUUGAAAUCAAAUACUGAUACUGUUUCAACGACUCAAAAGCAAUAUUAUACAUGCUAAUUAUAUAUCUAUUACAAAGACAAAUGUAGCCUAGAGAGCUUCUCCAAGCAAUCUGUGGAGAUGUAUUCAACAUUACUGUAUGACUCAUGAAACUGUUCCUCAUAAUAAGCAACAUAAAUGAGGCCACUGUGUUUGUAUGGGAAAAGAAUAGUACUUGUCAUUGUGCAACGUUUCUAAGUACUAGAAUUAAUAAACGUAAAUCUUUAA
Ictalurus furcatus (blue catfish) is the source of this 3909-nucleotide messenger RNA. RefSeq names its product ArfGAP with GTPase domain, ankyrin repeat and PH domain 2 (gene agap2). Gene Ontology annotation, molecular function: GTP binding; protein binding; GTPase activator activity. The record is from RefSeq and is a predicted model, not a curated record. The coding region runs from base 37 to 3432 and encodes 1131 amino acids. Gene Ontology annotation, cellular component: nucleus. NCBI's taxonomy places the organism in Eukaryota, Metazoa, Chordata, Actinopteri, Siluriformes, Ictaluridae. The transcript has 18 exons.